GUGUGUGGUACCAUCAACAAUCUAUCGAAUACAGAUCAAUCUGAUACCCUCUACCAGUCUCACAAAUUGCCGCCAUGAGCAGACGACAUUUGGAAUCAGCUUUGGUAGCCGGAGGUUUCAUCGAAUCCGGUCUGACACCAUGUUUCCGUUUUACUCGCAUCCGAUUUGUUCGCUACUGCUUCCCACCGGGUUAUGAGAUUUCGAAAAAUUCAUAUGAAACAGCAGGCGAUAACGACGAUGAAGCAAACAGAGAAUCGGGAGAAGCAUUAUUUAACGCCUCUUCGUCCAUAACGGCCACAUGUACCUGCUGUACGGAAGCAAAGAAUGUCCAAGAGGACCAGAGAACUUCACAAGCGGGCAGCGAAUCCGUGAUAUCCAUGCUUGGACACGGUGACUGUGAAAUGCCUGAACCGAAAAGUACAACCGCGUGUAAAUUGCACAGGGAGGAAUAUUUGCGGAAAAACCCUUGGAGACGUCUUCAAGACGAUUACGGAGUACACUCAGUCCAAUUCAAUCCUGAUGGGACUCAGUUGUUAGCAGGCUCCGCUAACACCAGUGUGCGGGUAAUUCAAACUUCUGACGGUGCUCAACGGAUACUUGCGCGACCGUCCAAAUGGACCUUAGGCAUGCCUGUCACUGUGAUCCGGUUUAUGCCCCCGAAGUUCAUCUGGGCUGUUGGGUGUAAUUCCCAUGGAGAGGUUUUUGGCUUCAAACCCAAUUCAGAAGGCUUCGAAACAUUGUUCAAAGAACCCCAGCAAACCUACACACUUGACUUCUCUUCUGAUGGUCUCGAACUCGCCACUGCUGGUGUGGACAAGAAAAUACGCAUCUACACGCUACAACAAGGAUCUGUGGUGGGUUUACCAACCCUGAUCAAGGACGAUUGUGCCGACCAGGAUGGCCCUGUUACCAGAAACCGAAUAAUCGCUGAAAGAAUACAAGCACUUACCCUCCAGUCUACCAAGGUCGACCUUCCAAAGCAGACGCGAUAUCACUUUCCCGGUGGGCGUCCCGAACACAUAGUGGACAUCACGGCUAAACCAUUUGUGUUGACGCGCUGUUUCGGCACAUCAGACAUCUCGUCUCCCGCAGACUUCCCCGGGCCCGCGGGUUACGUGAAUGACCCGAAGUCAGUGCCCCCAGUGCGUGAAUAUGUGCCAACCUCUCCUGGGACAAAUAUUACUGAAGGUCAUUCGAUGCGCAUCAUGGCACUGCGUUAUCAUCCACAGAAAAACUGUCUGCUUUUUAGCGCUGGCUGGGACAAUCUCGUCAAGCUUUGGGACACGCGCUUACAAUCCGGUCCAGUUUGGCAAAUUUAUGGGCCGCACGUGGCCAGCCCAGAUGGAUUAGAUGUGGACGAUAACUAUUUGCUUACCGCUUCUUGGCGUGCCAAAGACAGUAUUGAGAUAUGGGAUUUACGCAAAAUGAAUUCUUCCACGGGCAAGCUGCUCGCCAGUCAACUUUGUAACGAGCAGGUUUCCCGUCAGCCUGUACCUCUGGAGGAAGCUGAUGAUGAUCUAUGCAGUGCACGAAACAGCAUUGUGACCGAUGAACCCACGGAAAACAAACCACUCUCAGGCCACGCAGGCGCAGCAGUCGAGGCACCACAGCCUCGACCUGGUGGCCCUGCAGAAGUCAUUCCUAUUUCUGGCAGCGUUUGGGUUUCCCACCCUUCCAAAGAGAAUGGAGAAUACCCGUAUGCAGCUCGAUUACUACCAAGUCGCGCUGUGGUUGCCGGUGGGUCUGGAUUCCACGGGGUCCGAGUGGUUGGAAGGGACACGCUUCUGCCAAUCGCUCGGAUACCAAUGGAUUCAGUGGUUCAGUGUAUGGACACUAUUCUAGAAGGUCGUUAUAUUGGGGUCGGAUGUUCCAGUGGCACCGUUUCAAUAAUUGGUUUGGCCUGA
Messenger RNA from Opisthorchis viverrini, 1904 nucleotides. RefSeq lists its product as hypothetical. The coding region runs from base 75 to 1904 and encodes 609 amino acids. NCBI's taxonomy places the organism in Eukaryota, Metazoa, Platyhelminthes, Trematoda, Opisthorchiida, Opisthorchiidae. Gene Ontology annotation, molecular function: protein binding. The transcript is spliced from 7 exons. The record is from RefSeq and is a predicted model, not a curated record.